AGAAACAUCGGCCUGGAAGUAUGAAUUCCAAGAACAUUUUUGGUGUAAUAGUCAUCAUAUCACUCAGUAUAUCCUCCUACAUAUAUUAUUCGAACAGCAAAGAAGAAAGACAGACAUUGUCUAUUAAUAAUUACACUCAUAUUGAAUAUUCUGAUGAUCACAGUAAAGAGCAUUUGAUCACCAACCAACUUAGUGCAGGCAUGUGGACAGCAGAACCAUUGGGGCGUUUAGGAAAUCUGAUGAUGGAAUAUGCAACCCUCUAUGCUCUUGCAAAGCUAAAUGGUCACCAAGCUUACCUUGUUCCUAAAAUGCACGAGCAGCUAUCACAAAUGUUCAGAAUCACCCUGCCUGUGUUGCACAGUGAGGUUGCUCAAAGGAUAAAGUGGAAGAUCGUCAAGAUUCAUCAAUGGAUGUACCCAGAGUACAAACACAUCCAAGGAGAUUAUGUUAAACUCAGUGGCAACCCUUGCUCAUGGACUUUCUUCCAUCACAUCCAGGAGGAGAUUCUCAGGGAAUUCACGUUCCAUGACUUUAUUGCAGCGGAGACCAAUGCCUACCUCUACAAAGUACAGGGAGAUAGGAAAAAUGUCACCUUCAUUGGCGUGCAUGUCCGCAGGGGAGACUAUGUUAAGCUUAUGCCUGGCAGACAAGCGGUUGUCGGUGAUGAGGCCUACUUCAAAGAGGCCAUGGACUACUUCAGAGCAAAGUAUGAAAACCCUCUCUUUAUUAUAACCAGUAAUGGCAUGGAUUGGUGCAAGGAGAAUAUUGAUAAUUCCACUGGGGAUGUUCACUUUACUGGAGAUGGGAAAGAAGGUUCCCCUAUCAGAGACUUUUCCCUUCUUGCUCACUGUAACCACACUAUUAUGAGCAUAGGGACAUUUGGCUUCUGGGCAGGAUACUUGGUGGGAGGAGAGACAGUUUAUCUUGCAAAUUUCAGUUUACCAGAAUCACACUCUUACAAAACAUUCCAGUUUGAAACUUUUUAUCUUCCUGACUGGAUUGGGAUUCCUGCAGACCUGUCUUCUCUCAGAAAAAAGACACCAUAAAAUGAAAUGUCUAUCUAUCUAUCUAUCUACCACCCUUCUUAUCAAAAACAAGGCUUAGUGCAAUGCCACGCGGGGUGCUUCAGUGCUCAGUGUAUAAUUUCCUCUUUGGUGGGCAAUGAAGCACCGGACAAUGCCCAUAUCGUCACUUACCUUUCAAUCAUCACAUCCCAGUCAUCCCAGGUAAUCACUGAAAAAUGCCUCCUUCUACAUUUUCGGACGAUUACCAAGAAUCACCGUGUGUAAUGUGCAGAAGAGGAGCUCAGUGCUGCUUUCCAUAGCUAUAUCUGUCUGUUUUAUACUCCUAGAGUGUCCUAGUCCCCUUGCUAGUAGCCUGUGUCUUUCUAUUGCCUCUUUUACAGGGCCCCUGUCCCCUGACUUUCAAUAAAGUGAUGGCUCCUUUCUGGGGCCUUAUGUCUCAGGCUCCUCAGCAGCAUCCACCUUGUUCAGCAGGAGGAGGCCAAAGAGGAAGAGUCACAUGUUUCCACUUACUGUAUUAAAUAUGAGCAGGCAAUGAUCAUAACCCUCUUGGGCCAAUAGGAAAACUCUCCCACCCAGGAGAAUAGGUUACUGUUACUGGGACCAUUAGAAUCUUUAUUCUAUAAGGUAAAGAAGCUACACUAAUUAUAUACUGAGUCUAUGCUUUAGAUUUUACAUUAUUUUAAUGAAACAUUUUAUUGGUAGUAAUAAUAAAUGUUGUGCUUUAUUGCAGAGUUCCCAGCAACUGUGUUUGUUUGCAACAUUGAUAAAAGAUGUCUACAUUAUCUUCUAGCUA
This is a messenger RNA of Xenopus tropicalis (tropical clawed frog), 1818 nucleotides long. Its product is annotated as galactoside 2-alpha-L-fucosyltransferase 2. Gene Ontology annotation, biological process: carbohydrate metabolic process. Gene Ontology annotation, molecular function: fucosyltransferase activity; galactoside 2-alpha-L-fucosyltransferase activity. The coding region runs from base 21 to 1046 and encodes 341 amino acids. The transcript has a single exon. The record is from RefSeq and is a predicted model, not a curated record. Gene Ontology annotation, cellular component: Golgi cisterna membrane; membrane. NCBI's taxonomy places the organism in Eukaryota, Metazoa, Chordata, Amphibia, Anura, Pipidae.